UGAAAAUCUAUUGAGGCUUAACUUCGUGUGGUCAAGAUUUGCUGUAUAUUAGUCAUCAAUAUGCGGCUUAUGAUGAUUAAUCAAGUGUUAUUGCUGUUGGGUCUCGCUGAAGUAGUGCUAGGGGCGUUGCCGCAUACAACAUGCAAACGGAGCUACGAAAAGAUCGGAGGAUUCGCCGAGGUUGACGAUGAUACAAGGGCUUUGAAUACUCUUCUAUUGAGUGAUACCAUGGCAACAAGUGACGUCAAUGAUGGUCAUAUUUUAGAUUGGGACGAAUGGGAAGCGUCUAUACACAGUCUUGCUUGUCGAUGCGCGGCCAAGACACGAGAACGAGGCUGGAAAGUUUUCGGGUUACAAAAUUUUGGCGAAUGCUGGAGUGGCCCUGGUGCCGAGCAACGCUACAACAUGCACGGCGCAGGAAGCCCAACCUACCAGUAUCUUAAACUGCCACUAAAGCCAUGUGACAAGACAUUGGAUCAAGAAUGUACGGGAGGAUUGAAUGUUAAUUAUAUUUAUCGCUUGAAAGGCGAACCAGAUAUCAACGGAGGGUACGCUUCGUGGUCUACUUGGUCAAAGUGUAGCAGUCCUUGUGGAGGAGGGAGUAAAAUGCGCAAGCGUUCCUGCACUAGUCCUAAACCAGAAGGAAAAGGACGCGAUUGCUCACAGCUUGGCCCUAAUACCCAGACUAUGUCGUGUAAUAUACAAUCCUGCCCUACGACAUGUAUGAAGGCACUAGACUUAGGUAUCAUUCUAGAUGGUUCUGGUAGCGUCAAACAAUCCAACUUCCAAAAAGCCCUCCAAUUCCUCUCAACCCUAGUAUCACACUUAAGAGUGUCCCCAAGUGGAACGCACGUGGGAAUGAUAACAUACAACAGCAUUCCAACACUGGAAUUCACUCCUGCAGAAACCCACUACCAUCACCUGACACCACUAAAGCAUCGUAUUGGAUUGGUAAGGUAUAGAGGAGGAUGGACAUUCACGGAUAAAGCCUUGUCAUUGGCUGGUCAGUCCUUAUUUACAACACAUGGUGGAGAUAGACGUGGUGUACCGAAUGUUCUUAUUGUGUUGACAGAUGGUAUGACGAGCUCAUCAAGUGUUCCAUAUCCUGAGGUUCUAAAGCCACUUCAGGCGAAGGGUGUGCGAAUAUUAGCAGUUGGUAUCGGUGUUGGGGUAAGGUAUAUAGAACUGCUACAGAUUGCAAUGGGAGACCCUCACUACGUCGUACAAGUGCCCAACUUUGAUGCCUUGAAGAACAAGAUCAAUACCAUUCUGGAUAAAACCUGUAAAGCCCAACCCCCAACAGCCCCAAGCCCUGAGUGCCUGAAGAAGGAACCCUUAGGAAUGUCUAACGGCGGCAUCCCGUCUGCAUCUAUCACGGCAUCCAGUCAACUAAGCAAGAACAAUGGACCUGAAUUAGCUCGCUUAAAUCUAAAACAAACGGGUGACAAAGCAGGCGGGUGGAGUGCCAAAUACAACGACCCCGAACAGUGGCUCCAAGUAGAUUUUGAAGAACCGGUCAAAAUUACAAAAAUUACUACUCAAGGGAGAGAGAAAGGCAAUCAAUAUAUGACGUCAUACUGGCUGUCGUACAGCGAGGAUGGGGAAUAUUUCGAAGCCUACAGGGUUAAAGAAAAGAUUGUGAUAUUCAAAGGAAACCACGACGGCACGAGUGAAAAUCCUCAGGAACUCAAGAAUCAAGUUUAUGCACGAUACGUGCGGAUUCAUCCCAAGGCAUGGAAGGGUCACAUCUCUUUGAGAGUUGAAUUCUAUGGAUGUAGGACAGGAUUCAUUACCCCUCCAGUCGUACCAUGCUUCAAGAGACUAGGCAUUGAAAAGGGAGAGAUCCUUGACUCCCAGAUCACAGCCUCCUCUCAGUACAGCAACCAAACCGGACCAGAAAAUGCAAGGCUGUACCUCCACGCAGAGGGAGCGCGGAAGGGGGGCUGGGUGGCAAAGAUAAAUGACGCUGACCAAUGGCUUCAAGCAGACCUAGGGCCCGUCACGAAAGUUAACAUUAUUGCCACCCAAGGAAGACAAGAUGAUAGACAGUGGGUAAAGAGUUAUUCUGUGUCAUUCUCUCAAGAUGGAAUUUUUUGGGAGGAUUAUAGACAGAGAAACAGAACGACGAUAUUUUCUGGGAACUCUGACAGUCAUUCUGUCGUGCAUCAAGUACUUAAUCCUCCUGUCUACGCCAGACACAUAAGAAUCCAUCCAAGGAAAUGGCAUCAGAACAUAGCAAUGAGGAUGGAGUUUUAUGGAUGUAGAUCUGGAUUUGCUAUGCCACCAAGUCCUUCAUGCGUGCAACCGCUGGGCAUGAUGACUGGGUCUAUCCAUAAUGCACAUAUCACAGCAUCAUCGUACCAUGAUCAGCAGACUCAACCUUUCUAUGCGCGGCUGAGGAUGCCUGUCAGUUCAUGGACGGCGAAGACCAAUGAUGUCGGUCAAUGGCUGAGAGUUAAUCUUGAUCGCGUCACCAAGGUAACCAGGAUAGCAACCCAGGGCUCCUUUAACACUGACCAGUGGGUAACGUCGUACACACUUGAGUACAGUCUUGAUGGUGGUCACUACUACAAGUAUUGGUAUGGUCGCGUGUUUAAAGGAAAUGACGACAGGAAAUCUAUAUCAGGCCACGUUUUACAACCUAUUUUGAUCACAAAGUAUCUCCGGUUACAACCAAAGACUUGGCACGGUGCUAUAUCGUUAAGAAUGGAGUUGUACGGCUGUCAAUCAGAAUUCACUCCUCCGUCUCCAGAAGAAUGCAUGAAAGCGUUUGGACUCGAAAACGGUGACGUCAUCGACGCGCAAAUCACAGCCUCGUCCCAAUUAACCGCCACAUCCGGGCCAUCACAGGCCAGAUUACAUCUGCAUCCGGGACCUGGCAAAGCUGGAGGGUGGGUCGCGAAAGAUUCGAACAAAGAUCAAUGGCUGGCGGUAGAUUUUCUACGAAUCGUCAAAAUAAGUCGCAUUUCUAGCCAAGGCCGGCAGGAUGAGGACCAAUGGGUGACAAGUUAUGGGAUAGAGCACAGCAAAGAUGGAAUUUCGUAUAAAGCGUACCAAGACGAUAAGGGAAGAGAAAAGAUAUUAGUUGGAAACGUUGACCGAUAUGAAGUUGUUAGUCAUGUGCUAAAUCCACCAAUCACUGCACGGUAUAUUCGUAUUGUUCCCAAGACAUGGUAUGGCCGUAUUGCUAUGAGACUUGACUUUUAUGGCUGCAUUCCUGGAGAAACUCCAGUACGUCCACCAAUCAAUCCACCUACUCAUCCGCCAAUCAAUCCACCUACCCAUCCACCAAUCAAUCCACCUACCCAUCCACCAAUACAUCCACCUACCCAUCCACCAAUACAUCCACCAACCACUAUUCCACAAACCUGCGCAACCAACAUCGACUUAGGAAUCCUUCUAGACCGUUCCGGAGACGUUUCCUACCAAGAUUUCCAAAAAGCUAAACAAUUCGUGGCCAAACUUGUGAACAAGUUUCAUGUGUCUUCUUACGGAACACGCGUCGGUGUCAUCCCCUACAGUUACUAUGCAAGAGGCCUUCUGAAAUUUGCAGAUACGUACUACCAAAAUCCUUCUUCAGUCAAAAGACUGGUGUCUGGAAUCUCGUAUGCCUCUGGUCCCACUCGUACCGACAAGGCAUUGAUUGAAGCUAACAAUUUUCUGUUUUCCCAUGCGGGAGGUGAUCGGCCAGGAAUCCCUAACGUGUUGUUGGUCAUCACCAAUGGCAAUUCAAGUCCUUAUAAUAUUCCAUAUUCAGUGGUGCUCCAUCCUUUGAACAGCAAAGCUGUAAAGGUGAUAUCUGUUGGAAUGUCUACUGGUAAACAGAUGCCUGGUCUACUAAAUAUUGCUGGACACCAACAUCAGAAUGUCUUGGGUAUUGAUGAUCUAAAUGCUGUGGUCUCUGCUGCGUGUUCUAAAGUACCAACACUAGCACCUCGGCCAUUAGGUUGUCCUGGUGGCUGGCAUCCCUUCCGCUCCAACUGCUACUUUUUCCAUCAUGAUAAUCGGGGCUACAGUAACUGGUACGCCUCUAAAGAAAGGUGCCGAACACUUGGCGGCAAUUUACUGGACAUCCAGGACAACAACGAAUGGUUGUUCGUUAAAAGUCAUCUACAACCUGGACCUAGUGCUUAUGGCGUUCCUAAACAGUAUUUCAUUGGAAUGAAUGACAACCAUUGGGAGGGACACUGGCUGUGGCAGGAUGGCUCUCCGGUUUAUUUCUUUAAGUGGGCCGGUGGCGAACCUGAUGGGGGUCAUCAUGAAAACUGUGGGACAAUGCACGCUAACGAUGGUUUCUAUGGUGACACUGCUUGUACAUUUCAUCAUGGGAGGUUCAUCUGUAAGAGGCCUAUGACGUCAUAAGAGUAAUGACAACAACAAAAGAUGUUAAUGCUCACAAACAGUGUUGGGAUUGGUUAAUUUAUUCAUCUCAUUUCAUGAGUAAAAGACCAAUAAACUCGCGAUCAUUAUCAAACACA
Molecule: messenger RNA, 4478 nt
Organism: Actinia tenebrosa (Australian red waratah sea anemone)
Lineage: Eukaryota; Metazoa; Cnidaria; Anthozoa; Actiniaria; Actiniidae
Source: RefSeq, a predicted model, not a curated record